AUGGGGCAGAUAGCCCAUGGGAAGGGCGAUCUCCCUAGCGGAGUUGGGGGGAAAUGCAGGGUCGCGCCAACUGCUUUUGGCGGGUGGAAGCUGGUUGACCCUUCCUUGAAACCCUGGGGUGGUGGGAGCACGUUCGGAAGCCUUGCAGCAUUGUGUGGGCCAUUUGCCCACUCACAGGGGUUUGAUUUCGGGAUCGCUCGCGCCAGAGAUUCUACUUGCGCUCAGGUCAGCACUUUGUCUGCUUCCAUCAGCAGAGCCGCCGUCGCACUCGAGCGAGACUCUGGGAGACGGACCGCGCAGUUACUCGACUCUGGUGUGAAUACGGAGCUUGCUGACGUCAGCGGCGAUGCCGUCGUGCUGGGGACGCGGAAGCAGCGCGGUCUGGACGCUGUUCGGAGACAGAGCUCCGAGGCGGUCCGGAGACAGACCCCGGAGUUGGAAGACCAGAAAAUGGGGAGGGGCAAGCAGCUUGGGGCGCCGGGCUUGACUGCAUAUCGGGGGGUCAGGGAAGCCCCUCACGAAGCGAGGCGGGCGAACAAUCUGUCCCGCAGGAUACAAGGGGUGGAUCAGUUACAGGGUCGGGGAGGGGUCGAUGGGGGGGCUUCGUUGUCGUCGAGACAAAACGGUGUGUCUGACACCCAGGCAAGUGGCGGUCAAAAUGCGCGUUCCGCUUCGCCCCCGAGUGCCGAAUUGUCCCGGGGAGAAUUUGAGCAACUUACCAAUGAUGCAGACCGGAGGGCAAGGUCCUUGGACACGGGGUCGACUUCCGGCAGGGGGGCAGCUUCACCCUCGAGCGGAGGCGGUGUUUCACCCCCCCAGAAGGAGAGGAGCGCUCAGGGUCGCUUUUGGCACGAGCCAAGCUUACUGAUGCAAGCUGACGUCAGCAACGGAGCUUCUGAUGUCGGCAGAGGGGCGCGCACCGUCAUCAGCAGGAGUGGGGCGGCUGAUGUAAGCAAUGGGGCCGCACACGGUAGCAUAAGGGCCGCAUAUGUCAGCAAUGGGGCUGCUGACAUGAGCAAUGGGGCCGCACACGGAAGCAACGGGGCCGCGUAUGUAAGCAACGGGGCUGCUGAUGACAGGGGAGGGCCUUCUGGGCUCAAUGGGUUGGCCAGAUCCGGAGCUGUGGUUGCAACGCAGGCGUCAAGCAGGGGCUUGGCGCUUGCCGCAAGACCCAAGGAUUUGGAGCCAGCUUUUGCUUAUGUCGGAAACGGAGCCCCGAACGCUGCCAUUACAGUGCAUAACGGGGCCGCAUUCUCAGAACUCCUUCCCUCAGCUGGAUCAGCGCAACCUAGCCAAAGUUGGAAGGCUGCGGCUGACCACACUGCUCCGGUUGAAAUGAAACAUCAGGGGGCGGGGUUGGACAGACAAACGCCGAGCGAAGGGCGUAUCUCCUCAUUCGGACUUAAUGGAGCGGAGGCUGGCAAACUCCAGACAUCGUCACGGGUAUUGGCAGUGCGGGGCAGGGGAGGGGAUAUUGAGCAACACGUGGAGGAUUCCCCUGCGUCGGUGGGGGUAAUCAGAGAUAAACCGGUAGCUUCCGUAGGGAAAGAGUACCCGAAGAGCUUGUUCCAGAGAUCGGCCCUUGGGACGGCGCUGAGAGGGGGGGGAGAAAAGAAGGGAGGAGUCGUGAGGGGCAAGGCAGAAGAAAAUGCCUCACAAGCUAACGGGAUGAACGGCGGAGGGCAGCUCAAGAUGAGCUCUCGUGGCGAGAAGCCAAUGGGGGCAGCAAGUUCUGGCGCAAACAGUCGGUCAAUCCCCGCAGGAACCCAGCCCGCAAACCUGAGUGUAUAUCCACCCCCAAACGGAACCCAGCUAGACUUUGCUGUCCCCCAGUUCGCAACUCCAGGCUCAACUCCUUUUCAAAGCGCAACUCUGGUCAAACCCGACUCCCCAAGUAUCGAACCGGUUACCAUGGCCAGGCCCCAAACUUCAACGUCGUCUGUAAGUACACUCCAAACCGAGGCCCCGAACCCCCAAGUUAUGGAUGCCCCCGCUAAAGAUGCGGCAGCCCCAAAAACGCGGAAGAUCCCCGAAAUGAAGAUGAGAAAGGCCAAACCCAAAACGCUCAACCCGCGCAAGUCAGCAAAGCAAACCCAAGCGUCUUCGAUGGAGUCCGCACCAACCAAGCCCGCAAACGGGGGGGUUCCGCAGGCCUGUUCCGCACCCCCCUCCACAGAGAAAAUCACACUCGAAGCUGUGGUCCGGAGAAUCGUUUACGAAAACCAGGACAACGGUUACGUGAUCGCCCGGGUUAAACCGGUGGGGGACGUCUCAAAUUUAGGGGCGCAUGUACCGGGCACUCAAAAGCGGGGGUGGGGGGGUAAAACUAAGGCGGGAAAGGAGGGGGAGGAUCUGUUGACGGUGGUUGGAACGCUACCCAAGAUCGCGGAAGGCCAGCCGUUGAGGCUGACUGGAAAUUGGCGGGACAACGCCAAGUUUGGGCGGGAGUUCGUGGCGGCCGGGUGCGAGGAGAUGGAGGUGUCGAGCCUCCCCGAUCUAGUUACGUACCUGGGGGGAGGGUCGUUGCCCAAGGUGGGCCCGGUCCGGGCUGCCGCUAUUGUGGGCAUUUACGGCGACCAGUCACUCAAGAUGCUCGACAGCAGUGACGCCGUAAAGAAGCUUCAGCAGGUCCCUGGCAUCGGACGGUCGACAGCGUCCGAAAUCAAGGCCGCCUGGGAGGAGCGGCGGGGCGUCCGCAAGACGAUGGACUUUCUGCAGCUACACGGGGUGCCCGCAUCGGCAGCGCAGCGCAUCGUACGCCGUCAUGGGGACAAGACGGAAACCCUCGUUCGCGACGACCCCUGGGAGGCAACCGCGGGAGUGCACGGCUUCGGUUUCGACAAGGCCGACGCGCUCGCGCGCAGCAUGGGCACGUGUCCGUCUCUCACUGGCCGCCUCACCUCCGCCAUCCGUUCCGUUCUCACGUCCGUCUGCGGAAGCGACGGACACACCUACCUGCCGUGGAGGGAGGUUAGGGCGCAAACCGCGGAGCUGUUAGCGCAAACCGGGGGGUUAAGCGAGGAGGAACGGGAGAAGGGGUGGGGGGUCGAGCCGGAUAGGGAGGCGUUCGAGCAGGGGUUGAGGGUUUUGGUGCGGAGAGCGAAGCUCGUCGUGGAGGGAAAUGGGGGGACUAACGACGAGGAAAGACUGGCGGGCUGGAUUGGCGACGCCGCCCGGUGCUAUUUGCCGGUGUUGCAUACGGCUGAGGUGUCGCUCGCCGAGAACGUCAAGACGCGGCUGACCCACCGCCCCAACCCCUCGGAUUCCGCCGGUCAGUGGUCGGUCGAGAGCCAAAACGGGGCUCCUGACGAGCUUUCAGCGCAACAGAGAGAGGCUGUCGAAAUGGCCAUGACGGCGCCGAUGCUCAUCCUGACGGGGGGUCCCGGGACGGGCAAAACGUACACCCUCAGAACGAUCGUGGCGCUCUGGAAGAGCAUGGGCAAGACCGUGCAGUGCUGCGCGCCUACGGGACGGGCGGCCCAGCGCCUGGCGGAAUCCGUCGGAAUGGACGCCAAAACGAUCCACCGGCUGCUCGAGUACAAGCCCGGGGAGGCGUUUUGGGGCAAAAACGGCGACGCAGCUGAGGAGGCUGACGUCACCGACCUCCCCAGAAACUUCUUCGCGAGGGACGCGCGGAAUCCGUUGGAGUGCGACGCCUUGGUCGUGGACGAGGCCUCCAUGCUCGACCUUCCGCUGGCCGACGCCCUCUUCUACGCAGUUCCGCCCAACACGCCGAUUCUGUUAGUGGGGGAUAUUGAUCAGCUGCCGCCGGUGGGGCCGGGCCACGUGCUGAGGGACCUGAUCAACUCCAACCGGGUGCCCGUCUUCCGGCUAACCGAGGUUUUCCGGCAGGCCCAACAGUCGGCCAUCGUCACAAACGCCCACGCCAUCAACCAGGGCCGUUUCCCUAACCUCGAGCUAACCCAAGCGAAACCCGCUCCCAGACCCCCGCAAGCCAGGCCCAAAAGCGCAUCCGCUGGCAGCACUUCGCCGAGUGCUGCGUCCGGGGGGCAACUACCGGGCGGAUUCUCGGGGGCGGAAAGUGCCCGGGGGAUUCAACCGGGCAGUCACGCCGCGCUGCUGGAGAGCAGCGAGCGCGACGGCGUCAUCGCGCUCCGAUCGGCUAUCGUCGAGAGCGACUGCUUAUGGGUGAACGUGCCCGAGUAUAAGGUGGCCGCCGCUCUGCAAGAAGUCAUCUCUCCCGGGGGGCUGCUGUCCCAGCUGCAAAUAGACCCCCGGAAAGACGUCCAGGUGCUGAGCCCGAUCAAGAAGGGGGGCGCAGGCACGUCGGCGCUGAAUACCGCGAUCCAGGGUUUGAUUAACGCGCCGAGCGCGGUUAAGGGGGAGGUUGAGUAUCGACAGGUUGUGUUCCGGAAGGGCGACCGGGUGAUUCAAACGUCGAACGAUUACGAGAGGGCGGUGUUCAACGGGGACCUAGGGACGGUCUGCCACGUGGACCCGCGGGAAAAGCGGGUUACUGUACGGUUCCAUAACCGGGCGGCUGGCAGCGAGGCGGAGGUCGUAUACAGCCCGCAGAUGAGCGGUGUGCUGGCGUGCCUGGAGGACCUCUCCCUGGCGUGGGCGGUGACUGUGCACAAAUCGCAGGGCAGCGAGUACCCGGUAGUGCUUCUACCGGUCUCCAAAUGGCACCAAAAGCUGCUCAGUCGGAAGCUGAUCUACACGGGUUUGACGAGAGCCCGGAAGCUUGUCGUCGUAAUAGGGCCUAGGGGGCCGAUCGAAACUGCGGUGGCGACGAUAACGGACGACGACCGGUAUACGUACCUGAAACAACGUCUCGAAAGCUUAUAGAAAUGCUUAGACGUAGAGGAUCCUGAACUUCCAUAUGGAGCUCUGUGUAUGUGAUCAGGAAUAUAUGCUUGUUCCGAGGGGAAUAGUUCAAGCGCGGAUAAUGGUAGAGCUACCAGAACAUACGUUUCUAGUUGUUUACGAGCGGUUACUCCAGAUUGAGUAAACCUGGAGUUCGAUGUAACCCGACCUGAAGUUGUUGCGUCACACUACAGUGCACUCAGGGGUG
This is a messenger RNA of Klebsormidium nitens, 5035 nucleotides long. The record is from the annotation of a GenBank genome assembly. NCBI's taxonomy places the organism in Eukaryota, Viridiplantae, Streptophyta, Klebsormidiophyceae, Klebsormidiales, Klebsormidiaceae.